UGUUUUUUAAACCAGUCUGAACUUAUAAAUAAUUUAGGCCACACAAAGAAGAGAGGGAAAGGUGGGAAAAAAGGAAGUACAAGUGGAUUCUAAUAUCCAAAAGAGCCUCUUUUGAGAAUAAUGGCUACCCAUGCAGAAGAGAGGAGGGACAUGGGCAGGAGCUCAAACUGGCGAGUUGCUAAAAGAUCACAGGAAGGCAAGAGAGUGUUAUAGCCUCAAGCCAAAGCUUCAGGGUAUACAGAUGCCCGGGAAAAUACAGGAUGCCCAGUUAAGUUAGAAUUUCAGACAAACAUUUUUUGGGGAUAAGUAUAUCCCAAAUAUUGCAUGGAACAUACUUAUGUUAACAAAAAAUUAUUGCUGGGGCACCUGGGUCUCUGAGUUGGUUGAGCGUCCGACUUCGGCUCAGGUCAUGAUCUCACAUUCGUGGGUUCAAGGCCUGCAUCAGGCUCUGUGAUGACAGCUCAGAGCCUGGAGCCUGCAUCAGAUUCUGUCUCCCUCUCUCUCUGCCCCUCCCCUGCUCGCGCUCUGUGUCCGUCUCUCAAAACUGAAAUUAAAACAUUAAAAAGUUAAAAAAAAAAACUUAAAAAAAUUAUUGCUUAAUUGAAAUUCCAGUGUAACUGGGAAUCCUGUUUCUGAGAGGGUUUUUUUUUUUUUUUUUUGAUUGUUUUUGUUUGUUCUGUUUCAUUUUGUUGUUGCUGUUUUGGUUUUUUGUUGUUGUUUUGUUUGUUUGUUUUGCUCCAUGUGGCCGCCCUGGCCCUAACUUCGCAGACAGCUGCUCUGGCUGUCCUCACCUCAUCUUGGCCCUGAAUUCCCACCUCACGUUGAGAGGAGUCAGAGAAAUAAUGUGUGGGAAAUGGCUUUGCAAACUCCAAAGAACUAUAACAUCAAGUAAGGAGACAUUUCUUUCAGUGGGCGUUGUUAUGAAAACACUGAGUCAUCAAGCAAGAGCUGGGUCUUUGUGAAUUUAAGGAGAUGUAUGGAAAAUUCCGAGGAGUUUGGGGAGUGUAUUCAGAAGGGGAGCCUCAAAGGACCCCAACGAGAGGGACUAGACGUGACGCUGGCCAACUGUGGCUGCACUGAGACUUACCUGGAGUGCUUUACCGGUCCCCAGGGAGCACCUAGACCAAGUGAGUCAGGACCUCUGAGAGUGGGGCCAGGACCAGUGUCGUUAAACCUCUCCAUGUGAUUCCAUUUUGUAGCUGACCUUGCAGACCAGUGGUAGAAUACACCUGUAAAAGGGACGUUGAACAGGUGAGACACCUUGGGCCCUGGGGUCCCCGGGAGGGAUAGUUAACACCCCUUAGUGAGGUUGGAUGUAAGAAGGGGAGGGAAAAAAAGAAGAAGAAGAAGAACAAGGGAGGAGGGAAUUUGUAACGAUAAGAUUUAUCCCAUCUGCCUUUUAAAAUUCUUUUUUUAAUGUUUUAAAAUAAUAUAAAUACCCAGGGCAAAUUUUUUAAGCCAGGAGGUUUGAAUGUGAGUGAAAGGGAGUGGGUUAAAUAAGAAAAGCAGGCGGGAAUUUUCUAUAUUUAAUCAAGCAGCACCUAACAGCCACACACCCAGUGGGGACAGUGGUCCCUCUCAUUUGGGAGGACCAAAGGAUCCAUUUGUGAUUGAGAAGAACUGUGUUGGAGGGUUGUACUUUCCGUGAAGUCACAGAUGGCUCACAAUUUUUCUUCUAACUUAUGACAGGACUUGUGGUAGCUGAGGACCAAUUUCUCUUUCAGGCACAAAGAUUUAGAAGGUGUGGGUGGUUAUGUAAAAAUGUAGGAAUUCAUGUGCUGAGUAAGUGACACCUACAUGAGAAGCCACCACUUGUCUUUGAUUAGCAUGACAGUCACCUAACGGGAAGUGUGUAUUUUCAAUCAACAAAUAUUUAUUGAACUGUGAGCUGAGCACUGUUCUUGGCAUUGGUAUAGAACAGGUAAUAAAACCCUCUUGGUCCUCAUGGAAUUUAUAUUUCAGUAGAAAAGACAGUUCAUAUAAUUUCAGAAAGUGAGAAGAGGGUAUACGGAAAGAUAGAGGAGGAUAAGGAGCUCAGGAAUGGUGGAAUGGGCAGAGGGCAAGUUAAGUUAGGUGGAAGGCUGAGAAAGCCCUUUCUAAUGCCUACAUCUGAGCAGAAGCUUGAAUAGAGUGAAGGGUGCACCAUGUGGAUAUGUGAAAAAGGGUUGUAAGCAGAACAAGCAGCAAGUGCAAAGGCCCUGAGGCAGCUACCACCUGGCCCUGUUUAAGAAACAUCAAGAAAGCCAGUGCUGCAGAGCAGGGUGCUGGGAAAUAAGGAUGAAAGGCAGACAGGACCAGAUCAUGUAGGGGCUUUCGAUCAAGGUGAGCACCUUGGAUUUUGUGCUAAUGCAGUGGGAUGGAAGCCAUUGGAGGAAUUUGAGCGGGGAAGUGGUAGGGUCUGAUGAGCUGUUGUGAAAGACACAAUAGAGGGAAAGAGUGGAAGAAGGGAGCCCAGGUGGGAAGCUGUUGCCGUCAUUGCCUAGGUUAGGUGGGAUGAUGGCGGGUUGCAGCGGCCAUGGAGGUUAUGAAAGUGGUCGGAUGUGGACUUUAUUUUGGAGGUAGAGCCAGCAGGAGUUGCCGACAGAUUUGAAGUGAGAUUGUGAGAGAAAGCUAGAAACUGAGGAUGCCCCCCAGGUUUAUGGCACAAGUAGGUACGUAAAUGGUGCCAAUUCCCAAGCUGGGUAACACAUUUGGUAGGAAGGGUGCAAGCAGUGAAAUCAACAUUGGUGUUUUGCACAAGCUGCGUGAGCUACCUAUCAGACAGCUGAGGUGGACCCUUCCGCGAACCCCCCCAAUCCCCACUCUCCCUGUAUUAGUUCUCAAUGGCUGCAGGAACAAAUGAGUGCACAUUCAGUCACUCAGAUCAGCACCAAUUGGUUCUCUGAGAGUUACAGAGGUCCGAAAUCUAAAAUCCAGGUGUUGGUAGAACUGUGAUCCUUCUGAGGAUUUCAGGGGAGAAUAUAUUUCCUUGCUUUUUCCAGCAUCUAGAGACUGCCCACAUUCCUUCUCCCUUGGUCCCUUUCACUAUGUUCAACCCAGGAAUGUAGCAUUUUCUCUCUCCUGUAACCAAAUGCCUCCCUCCUCUAAUGACCCUUGUGAUCACAUCAGGCCCCUCUGGCUAAACCAGGAUAAUCUUUCCAUUUCAAGAUCCUUAACUUACACCUGCAUGCAAGGUAACGUAAGGUAACGUAUUCAUAGACUCCCAGGAGUAGGAUGCAGACAUCUUGGGGGGACCAUUAUUUAGCCUUAUCACUACUUCCUUAUCCUCAAAAAACCCUGAUGGAGGUCAAAAGAGCAAGGCGCCUAACUGAAACACCACCUUUCCCAGGCCUACUUGCACAGAAAGGUGCCCAGAGCAUCUUGGAAAGGAAACCAGUGCAUGCUGAUGGUGGUCACCCCUAUCCCUCAUUUUCAUCACUUCAGGGCAGUGGCCUGCUCUCAAGUGCCAACAGCCACAGGCCUUUGCCUGAGGAGUCCCUCUGGUCUCCUGAGCCCACUUUGCGACAUGUACGACAGGCCAGAAGUGCCCGAAAUUAAUGUCCCCCCGGUGAUUGACAGGAGUCAGUGUAUAAAUACCCCAAUUCCCUCCCCCUGGAUGAGAUAACAGGCAGGGGGUAUGCUGGCUCCCUGAGUUUCUCAGUGGGCUUCAGCUCCAGUGACCCUUAGUGGUAACUUACCUGAUAUCAAGCCUUUUAUCAACCAGCUUCCCUUCUUGGUUGUGAAACAGGAAAAAUAAUAUAAUAUCUGCCUUGUGUCCCUCAAAAGGUUUUUGUGUGUCCAGAAGGAGACACUGCAAAUGCUUUGUAAAUGGUAAACUACAGAAUCAUUUAAGGGGUAUUACGAGACCCACAGACUAUUAGGGCUGUUGAGUACCUGAAGGUCAUCUUGUUACCCCAGAAAGAGAAAGAGGACAACUCCAAGGGCUAAUGAAUGGAAGCAGACCAGAAGGAUAAAUGUGGUGUCCUAAUUCUGGAUCUGGUGGGGUUUGGCUCUAUCAUGAUGUUUAUUACUAAGUUCUCUCUUAGAUGAUUUCUAAGCCUCCUGGGGCCUCUACUUAUUCAUAUGAAACAUAGAAAGAAUGGCCUGCAGUGACACUGUCACUAUGUAGAGUACUUGGGGAGAGUCUUCAAAAUCAGGGAGCCCAGCCCCUCUCAUUAGAGGUGGGGAUUAUGCAUAAUCUCAGUUGCAAAUUGCAGACACAAUGCCAUUAAUUUAUUUGACAAAGAUUUGUAAAGAACUUACUACCUUCUGAGCACUAUUGUAAAUUCUUUACAAACAUCUGCUCAUUUAAUUCCUAUAACCACUCUAUCAAGUAAGUACUAUUAUCAUUCUCACUUUAGAGACGAGGAGACUGAGGCAUAGAGAGGUUACAUGACUUCUCCAAGAUCACAGAGCAUAGCAAUGAACCCGGGAAGUCUGACUCCAUGCUCAAAAAUGCUGUGCAGUGCUGGGGCACUCGAGGGGCUCAGUUGAUUAAGCAUCCGACUCUUGGUUUUGUCUCAGGUCACUAUUUCAGGCCCCAUGUCAGGCUCCAUGCUGACAGUGCAGAGCCUGCUUGAGAUUCCCUCCCCCUCUCUUCUGCCCCUCCCCUGCUCACUCUCUAUUCCCCCCCUCAAAAUAAAUACAUAAACAUCUUAAAAAGAACACAAAAAAACUAUGUCAAAAAUACUGUACUAUGCUGAGUUGCCUUCUUUUUUAUCAUUUUCUUCUUCCAAAUUACCUCCCACAUCUAUCCCUGGGCCAGUUCCUAGUGUUCAAAUCAUAACAUCUCUCAAUCAAAAUGAUUUCCAUUUGCACAAGACAAUUUAAUGUAAAUUGACUUAAAUAGUCAAGGGAAUAUCAGUUCCUCCUAAUCAGUGAGUCCAGAGGAAGGAUGGAAUUCAAGCAUGGUUUGACCCUAAGUUUGCCAGUCAUCAAGACAGAAGCUCUGCAUCUCUGUAAUUCUUUCAGCUCUGCCCUUUCCUUAUCCUGUCUUUUUAUUUAUUUAUUUUUUUGGGUUCGCACCCCUCAAGGAAGCAAAAUGCUCUUCCAUCCACACAUUGCACUAUCCAGAGAAAGAAAGGGAGCCUUUGACCCAGCAUCCCACUCAUGAGGCAGGUUACUUCUGCCUCUGAACCAGUGGCUGAGGCCAAGGCUGGGAUCCAGAGAGUGUCUGCUAUCUAAGAAUCAUGUGCACCCCAGGGAUAAUUAGGAGGAAGUGGGCAGGUAGGAAGGCUUCAAGGCCCAGAUGAGGUGCCACCUUCUCCACAAGAUCUCCCUUUUGGUCUCAUCAUCUUCCAUCUUUGGAAGAAUAGCUCCUUUCUCUGAAUUCCCGUGUCUCUUGAUCUGCGUUGCUCUGACACCAUUCACCACUUCAUAUUCAUCAUUUUGGAUUCCUCCUGGAUCAUCUCCACUUGACUCUCCACUAUUUCCCACUCUUUUCUGCUCUGUUCACCCCAGCAGAUGGGCCAUUUCUCUUUUGUAACCCACUCCCAUCAGAUUUUCUAUUCUGCACCGUGGCACGAAAAUAGCGCUUGCCAAGAUCGUGCCCUCCAUCUUGCCAAAUCCAGUGACCUGUUCUCCGUUCUCCCCUUGCUCACCCUCUUGGCAGCAAGUGACGUAGGGGACCCCUCUCUCCGCUCAAAGCGUUUGCUUCCACUCCCAGAUACCACAUGGUUUUGUGUUGUCAUGUACUUCUCUGUUCUUUUCUACUCUCUUUUGCUGGCAUCUCCCCCAUCCUACCCCACCCCCACCCACCUCUGCUCUCUCCACGAGGGCCGUGGUUUUGACAGUGGCCACGUUCCCCUUCCUACAACCACUGCUCCCAUGUCAUGGCACCUCACCCACAGCUACUACUCUCAUCAGCAUCUGGAAACACUGCCCCCUCUCUUCUUAUCCCCGCAGACCUGGAGGUGGUAAAGGUUUCCCACUAUUGCUAGACAAUGAAUGCUUCAUCAUGCCUUGCUGGGUCUCUUAAUGCAGCCAACACCUCUGUAGACCGUCCCUUCAAUAACUCUCUUCCAUAAAUCCUUGGAGUGUGCUCUUCCCUGAUAGGACUGACUAGCACUCUGCUUGUUUCCUUAUGUCACUCUCCCAUAUUAGCUUAUAAGGUCACUAAGAACAAAGUCUGUGUUUAAUUCUUCUUUUAUCCCCAGGAGUGCUUGCUAUCCAAUUGGUACCAAUAAAUGCUGAAACAAAGCAUUCUUUCUUAUUAACUGCUUUCAGCUUAAACAGGAAGUGAAAGCAAUAAAAGCAUUUAAACACACACACACACACACACACACACACACACACACAUCUCCCAGGACAAAAAGCAGAAGGAUGAAAUAAUGCUAAAUUCUGAUGUUAUGAGUUUUUGCCUGAUUUUUCAAAUUCAUGAUGUAUUCAAAAUCCAUAUGGAUCAUGCUUUUUCCUCUCCAGGCCCAGAAGUUAAAGAGAGUUACUUCUAUUACAAUAGAAAUUGAAGUACAGGGGCACCUGGGUGGCUCAGUUGGUUAAGUGUCCAGCUUUGGCUCAGGUCAUGGUGUUAUGGUUCAUGAGUUUGAGCCCCACUCAGAGCCUGGAACCUGCUUCAGCUUCUGUGUCUCCCUCUCUUUCUGCCCCUCCCCUGCUCUCACUCUCCCUCUCUCUCUCUCGAAAAUGAGUACACAUAGAAAGAAACUUUUUUAAGAAAUGAAAUUGAAGUACCAAUAAACUGAGAAGCAGGGAAGCCCCAUUGCUGACCAGCGGGGGGAUCUAGGAAACACUGGGUGCUGGGAUUUGCAUCACACCCUAUGCUGAGAUGGGCUUUGGGAAAGAAGCUCUAUGGGGUGUGCCCACCUUUGGGGGUCUCCUUCCUACUUUGCUUGUCUCUCUCUCUUCCUAUUAUGAACUACAUUGCCACUCUUUCCCUACCAACCCUGAUCCUAUUGCUCCAGUGCCAACCAGGUGGGUAGUAUAAGGAUUCAGGGCAAUAAGGGGAAAGGAAAGGAAGGAAAAAGAAACCCCCAUCUUCCCUCCUCUGGCCCUAGUGGUGGUCUUAUUAGCUGUCUCCUUCACCUACAAUCUUUGGGCCAUUCUCUAUCACCGAUUGUAGAUCCCCUAGUCCCCAGAAACUGGACCUAAAUAUUCUUUUGAAAUAAAGAGGAUUCUGACUACAAUCUUCUAUGGAUUCCAGGGUCCUCCUUUGACAUCUGUAUCUGCUAUUGCUUUUACAAAUGAAUCCAAGUAUAAAAAUUGACACUGUUGUGUAUAUAUAUGUUGGGAGAGAUGAGUGGAGAUGAUUACGUUUAUUCUGUUUCUCAUAUUUCAAAAAUCUUUAGAGAGUUUCCAAAAGGAUAAACUGAAUGUCCAUGGGGAUGACCAAACACCCUUGCCUCUCAGUUCCUUGCCUUCCUCAUUACCAAUGACCUUUUGUCUACACUAUCACAAAGCCACCCAUUCCCUGCAACUGCUCUAUUUUUAAGAUAAUCAGUCAAUCAUUCUGUCUCCAAGCAGCACCUCCUACCUUUCCAGCCAACUGGUUCCAUCUUUCUUCAAGUUCAUCAGUGCUUCCUCCCUAGGAGUCCCCUUCUAGUCUCUUUCCUCCAUAUGUCCCUCUGAUACCAUGGUUCAUCAUUUGGGGCAGUCUUUCACAAAUAUCUUAACUUCCUUUGCUCCUUUACUCCUUCAUCUAUCUGUGAUAUCUCCCUGGCAUAAAAAAAAAAAAAAAAAAGCAUUAACUUGAAACAAAGCUUACUCCCCAACUCCCCCAUUCUUCUCCUGAAUAGCCAAAUUGCUAUUACUAGAGAAAACCAUACAUCCGUCAGACAGGCCUCUUGGCAAAUUCAAGAUCACCCAUCUCAAGAGGCUCUCAACUCUCCCAGCAUCAAGAAAUACUUGUAGAGUGGGGAAAUAUCCAUGGAAGGUGCUCUGGGAAUUCUGAAAUGAAUGGACUGCGUGCAGGUAGAGAAACAAACAAAGAAACAAAGCUAAUAGAUGAGGGCAGAAGGGAACCAAAUGGGAAGAGUAAUUUGGAAGCAAAAGGAAGAGAGGAUUUCAACAAGGCUUGACUGCCAUUCCCUCUUGUGAGUAAAACUCUUAUUUUUAAGACUUAUUGGGUGGCUGUACAAGACAGCCUGUCUAGUUCCACCCUGUUGAUGGCAACUCUCUUAUAGAUGAAGAAGCAGAUCAUCCUGGAGAUUGUUGGUGUGUGCAACUGUGCUGGAGAAGGCAGGCUUUCGUUUCCUCAUCUGGCACAAAGGAAUCCUUCCUACUUUCCCCAGGAGGGCGUUGGGAGGAAACGGAUUGGUGGGAAGCAAAAGGAUUAUUUCAGUAGUAAUGACUGCAGGAGGUCAAGGCAAGGCUGAGGCUGUUCUCAAUAAGAAUCAUUGUGACUAAAGACAAUGGCUAGUGGGAAUUUUUUUUCUUUGUUUGCUUUUAUUUUUUGAUGCUAGACAGCUGGAAUGCCAAGGGCAGUUCUGUGCCAAGCCACAAAAAGCCCGAAAGCCCAGGACUUCCCCUCGGACAAUAGCUUCCAUUUUAGCUUCGGGCAAGAGUAAAAUCUGUCCUAAGAUAGUUUAGGAACUUCCUGUUGGUUCACAUUUCAAGCAGCUUGUAUUUAAUUUUCACCUUGCCACUCAGAGCUCAGAGUCAACAGGAGACCCAGGGACAGGGUACUUUGCUGAGAACUGACCAGCGACCGGCUGGCUGCCUAGAAGAACAGACAGCCAUAAUGGAACCCAAACCUCAGAAGAGUCCAGGCAAACAAUUUACAUUUUAUUAUGAAAAUGAAGUCUGCAAACAAGAUUACUUUAUUAAAUCACCACCUCCUCAGCUUUUCUUCUCUGCUUCUUCUUGGAAAAAGCGGUUUUUCAUUCUGUCAAAGAGUGGGGGAAGGAGACUUCACGUCUCCUAUUACAAAGACGAACAUCGCCGAGGUUCCAUUGAAAUUGACCGAAACUCCAGUGUAGAAGUUGGCAUAAGUAGCCAUGAAAAAAUGCAAUCUGUAUGUAAGAUGUUCAAAUGCCACCCUGAUGAGGUGAUGUCCAUCAGAACCACUAACAGGGAAUAUUUCCUCAUUGGCCAUGACAGGGAGAAGAUUAAAGACUGGGUCUCCUUCAUGUUAUCAUUUUGCUGGGACGCCAAAGCAGCACGCCAGAACACAGAGCAGGAGAAAUUCCCCCUGGGUGGUAAAAGGCCUUCUUCAGACCCCAGUCCUCUCCUUGGUCCUUCCAGCGCAUCAGAGGCUGUCAGCCCCACCCCAUCAAGAAAUAGUCUUCCAGACAUGCAUUUAAUGGAAAACAAUUCUCCAGGACUCAGACAAGCUCAUCUGCCGCAUGAUUUCUUGUCAGAGACUACAGAAGAGACAGAAGAAGAGAGUCAUUAUAUUAGUCCUCAAAGUAUUCUUUUACAGUUGGAUAGUCUUAUUGCUUCCAAUGAUCCUGGUCAACCUGCUGAACCUGAUAGUCCAGAACAGUUCUCGGAGACAAAUGAACCUCAUUACAUGCCAAUGAAAUCCUGUUUUUUCAGAGAGACAUCCCACAAGUCUGCUGAUAGCAAAGAGGGAUCCCAGGCCCUUCCAGAGAUCCAGAACGGGGGGCUUCACUUGCAAGAACAAGGCUCACAAAGUGACUCUUGUCUUCCACCUGCCAAUAUGGAAGCACAGACCAUGAAUGACAAAAAGGGGUUGGCCUCACUUACUGUUGUGCAAUUAUCUAUACUAAUCAAUAACAUCCCUGAUGAAAGCCAAGUGGAGAAACUGAAUGUGUUCCUUUCUCCUUCUGACGUCAUAAAUUAUCUUAGUCUCAUGGAAGCUGCAGGACGGAUAUGUGUGGCUCAGUGGCAAGGCCCCCCGCACCUGGGAUGUUUAUUUUUUCACGGAGAUCACAUCUUGGCUGUGAAUGACCUGAUGCCCCAGGGCCUGGAGGAGGCUUCCUUGUUUCUCAGUCGGUCUGUCCAGAAGGAGAAAAUAAAACUCACCAUCGGCCGGAUCCCAAAUUCAGAGAAAUUCCAUGCUGUCGCCUGUACGUGCCCCUUAAAAUACAAAGGUGUUGUACCUUGUCAACUGGGUGAGUCUAGACUGGAGAAGACCCUGAAGAGGAGUCCAGCCAUUAAAAAGGGUCAACACCAACGAACUGGAGAGUCACAUGCCAGGACCCACUGCUGAGGAGCAAGGGUGGGCCCUAGACUCUGCUGGGGCCCUGCCUCUCCCUCUCACCGCCUUGUGAGAUAACACACAUCAGCACACCUCUCUGAUUUUCCAUACCUACCCCUUAGCGGCAGGGAAAACUAUCACCACUCCGGCUAUUCAUCAGGGAUGCUGAGAGGGUCGAGGGGGAUAAUGACUGUGGAACGCAGAGAAAAUGUAAGGCCUUGUUAGCUCAGACGUUGUCCCACACACCACAGAGAUUGUUAAGUCCCUCAUCUGAAAUGCACUGUGUUCUCUGAGGUCAUGGUCCGCACAAUCCCUUCUUUGUUAGGGAACAUACAGUUGGAAACGCUCAUUCCAGGAAGGCAAGAUUCCCGAGAGACCUGAUACCAUAUCAGCCUUCCCAAACACCUCCCCCUAUUCAUCACACCCACCCAUGGUCCAAAAUGCUGAGGCAGGGUGGCCCCUUGGCUUCAAUAAUCAUCUGGUUUUCUUAAAGACCCAGAAACUAUUCUAGAAGUUGAAGCGGUUUUAGGUCGCAUACAGCAAAGGUCUGUUUUCUCUACAAGUAAUAAGGCAACAACGUAGCACUUCUACGUUUGAAAGGUCGUAACUGAUUGGCGCAUUAACUAAUUGAUCCUACAAGGCCAAAAAUGUCAAAUCUUUUUUCAUAAGUAGGAAGACAAAGGCAGCGAAAGGACUAAUCGAAUCCGGGAACGUUCGAGCAAAAGGAGGCUUCAGAAAAUAUAUCUCACUAUGCUGUCAUUUUUGCGCAGGAAGACGUCAAGGCCCCAAACGUUUAAUACAAACAAACAAAACAGAAGCAGACUCAUACAUACAGCGAACAAAAUGGUGGCUGCAGAGUGGAGGUGAUGGGGGGGACAGGCAAAGUAGGUGAAGGAGAUUAAGAGGUACAACCCUCCAGUUAUAAAACAGGGAAUGAAAAAUCCAGCAUGGGGAAUAUAGUCAAUAACAUUGCAAUAACAUUGCAUGAUGUCAGAUGGUGACUCCAUUUAUGUGGUAAGCAUGGCAUAAUGCAUAGAACUGUUGAAUCACUAGGUUGGACACCUGAAACUCAUAUAACAUGCUAUGUUUUAACAAAUAAUAAUAGUAACAAUAUACUUCCUUUGUAGUUCCCAGUUUCAUAGCUGUUUGGUGACAGACCAAGAAUCUAAAACCAGCUCUGAGAAACAGAUGUCCUGCUCCUCACUUUGUAUUUGGAUUUAGGUUUGAAAAGACCUUGUGCAGAUAGAAGAAACAUUCAAAUACAGUUCAUUUUCUGUUUUCCAGAUUGUACAGAACAUACACAAAUUUUUAGUUUACUGUUCCUUUUUUUAAAAAAGUGUUUUAAUUCUUAUUAUUUUUGAGAGGGAGACAGAGACAGAGAGCAAGCAGGGGAGGGGCAGAGAGAGAGGGAGACCCAGCAUUGAAAGCAGGUUCCAGGCUCUGAGCUGUCAGCACAGAGCCCAGCGUGGGGCUCGAACUCACAAGCUGUGAGAUCGUGACCUGAGUGGAAGCCGGACGCUUAACCAACUGAGCCACCCAGGUGCCCCUUACUGUUUCUUUUUUAAAGCUGGAUUGAAGUUAAGACUUUGCCUUUUUUCUAGCCUUAUUAAAAUGUAAUUGACAUAUAGCACUGUAUCAGUUUAAGGUGUGCAACAUAAUGUACAACCUUAUGCAACCUCCUGUUUCUACUUCCCAGAAAUUUGUGCUACAGAACUACUCACACAAAUAUACAAAAAUGAUUUUUUAA
Acinonyx jubatus (cheetah) is the source of this 11840-nucleotide messenger RNA. It is a transcript of the gene PLEKHS1, whose product is annotated as pleckstrin homology domain containing S1. Lineage: Eukaryota; Metazoa; Chordata; Mammalia; Carnivora; Felidae. The transcript is spliced from 13 exons. The record is from RefSeq and is a predicted model, not a curated record. Bases 8672 to 10105 code for a protein of 477 amino acids.